UUCCAGUGACCUGCUGUUCUUUCCUGCUUUCCUGUGUUUUUUUUCUCUCCCUCUCUGAUUUAAAUUAAAAACAAAGCUCUCUCUCCCAUCCUCGUUUUUUGACCCUCUGCCCAUUUCUUUUCCACUCUCAGUCCAGCUGGGGAAAAAAAAAAUCCCUUUAGUUUGUGUCUCUGUGUUACAGGAGGAAGUCGCUUGGCUCGAUUCGGAUGGAGGUGUGUGUUUGUUUUUGGACCUUGUUGGUGUGCUUUGAGGAAGGACAGAGAAGGGACAGUUGGAUGUGACUGCGGCUUCAUCAGAGCAUUCAGAGUCAUCAGAGAGGGAGAGAGGAGGACAGCUGAGAGUGUGACUUUGACUCCUCUAAGGAGGAAAGGUGGAGAAAAAGUCAGCAGUGGGAGUUUCUGGAAUUAAUUUUGCAUCAGCCCUUUUUGGAUACACUGAGUUUGUCCAAACUCGGAGGCUGAAGCCAGGUUCCCAACUCUGGAUCCUGGGCUCCAUCCCUGCGAAGAGAGAGAGAGAGAGAGAGAGAGAGAAACCCUGCUACUUCUCCUUUACAGGAGUGCAAAGAGCUGAGGGAACCCAUUAUCCAUCAGACUCCUAACGAGCGUCUCUGCACUGACCAUGUACCCACAGGGUAGACACCCGGUCCCACUACAGCCUGGCCAGUCCUUCAAGUUCACUGUGCUGGAGACGUUGGACCGGAUUAAAGAGGAGUUCCAGUUCCUCCAGGCCCAGUACCACAGUCUGAAGCUGGAGUGUGAGAAGCUGGCCAGUGAGAAGACUGAGAUGCAGAGACAUUACAUCAUGUACUAUGAGAUGUCCUACGGACUUAACAUAGAGAUGCACAAACAGGCAGAGAUUGUAAAGCGUCUCAGCGCUAUCUGUGCUCAGAUCAUCCCUUUCCUCUCUCAGGAGCACCAGCAGCAGGUGGUGCAGGCUGUGGAGCGAGCUAAGCAGGUCACCAUGGCAGAACUCAACGCCAUCAUUGGGCAGCAGCAGCUCCAGCACCUGUCUCACCACACCCCAGGCAUCCCACUAACCCCACACCCAUCAGGCCUGGCACUAGGGGGCGCUUCAGGCCUGUUGGCUCUCACUGGGGCACUCGGCGUCUCUGCUCACCUGAGCAACAAGGAUGACCGCAACCACCUGGAUGCCGAGCACCUUCGAGAGGGUGCACCCAGCAGGAGUAAGUCUGUGUCAUCAACAGACAGUCAAGUGAUAGAGGAGCGUCAGGGCCCCUCUGGAGUCUUCUCUUCUCACAUCAGUAAUGAUGCCAAGAGGAGGCGCUGCGAAGAUAAAGAUGGCCCAUCACAUUAUGACAGUGAUGGGGAUAAGAGUGAAGACAACCUAGUGGUAGAUGUCUCUAAUGAGGACCCUUCCUCUCCUGUGGGCAGUACCCCACACUCUCCUCAUGGAAACGGCUUAGACAGAGCACCUACGCUGAGGAAGGAGCUCCCCAGAUCCCCAAGUCUCCCUCCUGUCCCCUCACCUCCAGAUCACAGCCCUGCUCCAGGCAAGAGCAAGGACCCGGCACAGUCAGAGAAAUGUCAGUCACCAUCUUCUAAGUCAGGCAGUAGUUCCCCUUCGCACCGUGAGGCCCUCACCCCCGGACCCAGCACUUCCUGUCUACGGCUUGUCACUAAGCCUGUGUCCUCAGCAGAUCCUAUGGCAGCUUUGCGCAGUCCUCUGUCCAUGACAUCAGCUUCGUACCCAGCUCAUUUUGGUGUCGUAUCUCAUGCUGGACUGAAUGGAGAACUGGCCAGUCCAGGCAGCUUUGGUGGCUCAAUCACUCUCUCACCCCAGAUCAGUACUGCAGCUAGUGCCUACACACGCAGCCCCAUGGUGGCGUAUGAAUCACGUUCUCACCUCAGGCCCUCAGGGCUGUCCUCCUCUCUGCCUGGCUCCAGUGGGGGCAAGCCUGCGUACUCGUUCCACGUGAGUGCAGAUGGACAGAUGCAGCCUGUGCCCUUCCCACCUGAUGCUCUCCUGGGCCCAGGCAUCCCGCGCCACGCCCGCCAGAUCCACACACUCAGCCACGGAGAGGUGGUGUGUGCCGUCACCAUCAGCACCUCCACUCGCCACGUCUACACUGGCGGCAAAGGCUGCGUCAAAGUGUGGGACAUCAGCCAGCCGGGCAGCAAGAGCCCCAUGGCCCAACUCGACUGUCUGAACAGGGACAACUAUAUCCGCUCGUGCAAGCUCCUCCCAGACGGGAGAACUUUGAUAGUUGGAGGUGAAGCCAGCACUCUGUCCAUCUGGGACUUGGCCACGCCCACUCCACGCAUCAAGGCGGAGUUGACGUCCUCAGCUCCAGCGUGUUACGCGCUGGCCAUCAGUCCCGACAACAAGGUCUGUUUCUCCUGCUGCAGCGACGGCAACAUCGUCGUGUGGGACCUUCACAACCAGACGCUCGUCAGGCAGUUCCAGGGCCACACUGAUGGAGCCAGCUGCAUCGACAUCUCCAACGACGGGACCAAACUGUGGACUGGGGGACUCGACAACACGGUGCGCUGCUGGGACCUGAGAGAGGGUCGACAGCUUCAGCAGCACGACUUCACCUCCCAGAUCUUCUCCCUGGGCUACUGUCCUACAGGAGAGUGGCUGGCAGUGGGCAUGGAGAGCAGUAAUGUGGAAGUACUGCAUGUCUCCAAACCAGACAAGUACCAGCUGCACCUUCACGAGAGCUGUGUGCUGUCACUCAAGUUCGCCUACUGUGGUAAAUGGUUUGUGAGCACAGGAAAAGACAAUCUGUUAAACGCAUGGAGAACGCCGUAUGGAGCCAGCAUCUUCCAGUCCAAGGAGUCCUCAUCUGUCCUGAGCUGCGACGUCUCCCCAGACGAUAAGUAUAUAGUCACUGGUUCUGGAGAUAAGAAAGCCACCGUGUACGAGGUGGUCUACUGAGCACACGAGAGAUGGAUGGAAUGAUGGAUGGAAGAAAGAAUGAGUUGAAAGAAAAGCACUUACCAGGAACUUGUUCAUGACAGCUGUGGUGGGCAACCAUGGGUGCUCUUUCCAAACAGUAUUCCCCUGCUUCGUCUCAUAAGUACCAUUAAACCCCCUUCCCAUCCUCAUCCCCAUUCCAUCCCCCUCUAAGUAGGAAGGAGAAAAGAAAGAGAGGAACAAACAGAAAGAAUAAACAGAGGGAGUAUAAUCAGCACAGUGGCUAGAUGAAACACCCAGCGGCGAGGAAAAAGCUCACAAGAGACCAGCUAAGCACUUAGGGAGCUGUAGCUCACACAAACGCAGAUAGCAGACAAUCAAUACAUUACUGUUUAAAAAAAAAAAAACCUCACACUGUAAUGAGCCCAAAUGCAACAGAGCUCGUUACACAACACCUCACAGAACAGAACAACCGGACUGCAGCGUAGCGUUGGCUCUGGCUUAAAAAACUUGCUUCGGUUUGUCUGCAUCAGUCCAAUUAAACAUGCAUAUGGCAAUUCCCAUCUGAAUUCUGCAUCACACGUUUCCGUCUCCUGCGAGAGACUCCCUAGAGACACUAAUGAGGAGCAGCUGGACCUCUCAGUGGGUUUCAUGUUGAAAACAUUAAACAACAGCAUUUUCCAUUUUUAA
Molecule: messenger RNA, 3567 nt
Organism: Neoarius graeffei (lesser salmon catfish)
Lineage: Eukaryota; Metazoa; Chordata; Actinopteri; Siluriformes; Ariidae
Gene: tle2b
Product: TLE family member 2, transcriptional corepressor b
Exons: 20
Coding region: 619-2898 (759 amino acids)
Biological process (GO): regulation of DNA-templated transcription; negative regulation of canonical Wnt signaling pathway
Cellular component (GO): transcription regulator complex; nucleus
Molecular function (GO): transcription corepressor activity; protein binding
Source: RefSeq, a predicted model, not a curated record